CCACGUUGCACAAUGUGAUGGGUUUAUAACUUAUAUUGUUCAUGCCUGCGUGUUAGGUGUCUUAUGCAGAAGUCGCUAAGCAUUAUCCAAUGGGAACAAUGAGUAAGCCUGCCUACUUCAUAGCAGUGCUUCACUCCCAAAAGGCGAUAGUUAUAGCAUUGAAAGGGACAUCAACUAGACAAGAUAUGCUGGUGGAUAUGACACAUACAGCAGAGUCGUUCAUGGGGGGAUAUGCACAUUAUGGGAUGUUAAGAGCAGCAAUGAUGAUAGACCAAGAAGAGCGUGGACUAGUCAUGGAGCUUUUGAAGCAAAAUCAGGGUUACAGUCUGGUGCUUACGGGCCAUUCCCUUGGAGGUGGUGUGGUAUGCUUGUUGUCGAUGAUUUGGCGGCAAAAACUUGUUGAAAGUAAUGGCCACUCUGGCGAUGGGUCAGGUUUGUCCGUACUUGGAGUGCACCCCGACAUGAUCUCCUGCUGGAGCUUCGCAACACCUGCGUGCGUGUCAUAUGACAUUGCAGUUCGGGAAGAGUACAUUCAUUCGAUUAUUCUUCAGGAUGACAUUGUACCGCGCCUUUGUGCAGCGGCUGUGGAACAAGUGAGGAGAGAGGUCCACUCCCACUCACUGAGUGGUAGCUCACAAAACCCAACACAAAUCAAUCGGGCCAUACAAGUUGCUCGGCAAGUGGUGAAGCCUGUUCUUGGUAGAGUUGCCAGUACUGCAGGCAAUGCAGGGCGGAAGAUUGGUCUAUCACCUACUGCAAUCAGGGCUGUUACUACAGGCCCCGUAUCCAAAUAUGCAAAAGCAUUGGCGUCGGCAACGGUGUUUGGGUUUGCUGCGGCAUCUCAGGAGAGAGGGAAGAACGGGAGUGUGAAAAAUGUGAUGACUAAGUUCCACCAGGGUGCCAAAAUUGGCGCAUCGGUGUUUCUCAAUCGAGGAUCUUCAACGAGGUCCGCUGAUCCAGCAGGAAGGGGAGAGCCUUCGGAGGAGGACCAGGUGGUUGCAUCUGCGUUGCGGCAAAGCAUAUAUGCGAGGCCUGGUGAUCCAGAUAGCUUCAGACAAAUGGUGGCUCCAGGCACCCUGUACCAUAUUCUACGAAUGCCCUGGGACGACUACAAUGGAGGAGGAGGAGGAGGAGCACCGUAUCGGCAUGUCAUUAUGAAGGCGCAGAACCGUCAUGACCGGUUCACAAAAAUCGUUCUUUCAAAGAGAAUGAUUCUGGACCAUCGGAGGCGGAGUUAUCGUGCGGCGAUCGAUGACGUAUUGUUCUCUUUGGAAUCGCCACGGUCACAAGCUGGAGCGUAUGGGGAGGGGGCAAGCUAGCCAGGCCCGAUGAGCUGGAAGCAGCAACUGAGCUGCUACUACUUCGACAAGCACUGGCAACAAUGCACCUUUGGAAUCGCCACGGUCAGGAAGCGAGCCAUCCAGUGGUGAGUUGGAAAGACCGAUCGACGGCUGUUAUUGCUUGCAGGUUGAGCCUGAAGGGGAUCUGGACUGGGUGGGUGGGUGGGUGGGUGGGUGGGUGGGUGGUGGCCAUACCUCUUUUUUUUUCCUUUGCAAGAGUCAGAGGCACUGGUCAUCAUGGAACUGACCAGCCGCGGCCCUCAGGUAAGUCGGCCUUAUUUUUGCUCAACUGGUCGCAGAAGCAGGAUUUGACCCCAGGUCGCCUUACCGACAGUUACAUAGGGUGGUGGGUACCUCAACAGGCACUGAAGGAGGAAUUGACUACUGUCGUGCGUUGCAGGACUUGGAAGGAGAACUGAACUGAGUGAGCUAGUGGGUGCUAGCUGCGCGCCACCUCAAUAAGCAACGAAGCAUAAGGUGCAAGGUGUGACUUCAAGCUACCACCUUCCCCCGAACAGAACAUACGAUAAUUAUAGCUGAAUUCGGUGCAAUUUUCAUUGUAGAUAGAGUAUUAGUGAUCCGUACGUUAUGUUGGGGGGAAGACGGUAGCGAUCCAGCAGCAAGCAGGAGGCAUCCUUCUUACCGUGUGGCGGGUCUUCACUCUCAUCCGAACCAGUGAGUUCGAACCGCCAAGCGUAAAAGGGUUAACUCCAAUUAAGUGAUUGGUGUUCUUCAAGCUAUCGCUUGGGGGUCAAGCUGGAAGGAGGAGGGAGACUGGACCGAGGGCCUACUCGCACAACGACUUUCUCUACUAAGCUCUGGACGUGCGGUCAGGUGCACCCAGGUGCGCCAUAAUUGCUCUAAGUGUUGUAGUAUACUGAGCUGUGUCUUCAUCCUGUCGAUCAGUCGCUAUGUGCUUUUGAUGGGUUUACCAAAGGUUCCAUCAUGAACCCAUAUCACAUCGAGUUGGAACAUACGGUCAUUAUGCCUGUACUUGGGCCAACUUUUAGUUUGAUUGAAAUUCGGGCCUCAACCCAUUGUAGUGUGUCGAUUGACUGACUGAUCAGUCAGUAAUUGGCAUAAAAGCAUUGUUGCUGGCUAUGCAGAGUUGGAACAUACGGUCAUUAUGCCUGUACUUGGGCCAACUUUUAGUUUGAUUGAAAUUCGGGCCUCAACCCAUUGUAGUGUGUCGAUUGACUGACUGAUCAGUCAGUAAUUGGCAUAAAAGCAUUGUUGCUGGCUAUGCAGAGUUGGAACAUACGGUCAUUAUGCCUGUACUUGGGCCAACUUUUAGUCUAGAUACAGCGGUAAUUCCCCUUGGGGCAAAUGGCUGGAGCUACCAUUUGCUUCCUGCUAUCAUAACUCCAUUGCUUGGGGGCUGCUAUCAUAAUUCCAUUGCUUGGGGGGAAUGGAUUAGCCUUUGAUGAACUAGCGUCUUCCCCCGAAUAGAACGUACACCGUACGGUCAUUUUGCCUGUAUUUGGGGCAACUUCCAGUCUAGAUGCAGCGAUAACAACUGUACAUUCUAGUCGGGGGGAAGACGGUAAUUAAUAAUUAUUAAUUAUGGAUGGAAUGAAACCCCAGGUCGGCGGUCGCCAUUAUCAGCAGCCAUGAUGCCACGGGACUGUUUGAUCGAUGAAACAGCGGUCUGAUGCAUCACACCAUUGCUUCUGGGUGCAGUGAAUUCUCUCAUUGGACUGAAGUUGGCACUCAUAUAAGGCCAAAGCGAUUGGUAAUGUGAUCCUUCCUUAGCGACGGCGGAAAGAUCGGUCAUUUGUAACGCGUCCAAGAUGAGAGAGGACAAGAGAGAGGCAUGGCUAAUGAAAGGGUUUAAACUUUAAACUGUACAGUUCUUGGCAGCAGAUUGAGCAGUUAGUUGCCUCUACAGCAGUAUGUCGAAAUGAGCCGUACUUAAGGAUUGGCAGUCCAGUCACUCACAGUGUGCAAGGUGUGGACAAGAGAAAGGCACGUCAAUGAAAAAAGGAUUCAAGCUGUGAUACUGUGCAGGGCAUGAGGAGUUGUAUCUGCACCCCUACGCCAGAAUGAGCAGUAUGCAGUCCUUUGAGGUACUAUGUCGUACCACGGUACUAUGCGGUACCAUGCUGGUAUGCGGUACUAUGCGUUACUGUGUGGUACUCUGUGGUACUAUAUGGUACCGCGGUACUAUGUGGAACUUAUGGAUCGAAAGGGGACCGGCUGUUCAACUGAACAAGGGGACCGGCUGUUCGACUGAACCGGCGGUUACUCCUGAGCCUUACUCACUCGUACUGUGCACGGUGGCUAGAUGGCGUCAAUGAAGAAAGGAGGAAUGUGCAGUGAAUGAGGAGUUGUGCCUGCAGGCUGCAGCAGUAUGUCAGCAUGAGCGAUAUGCGGUACUUGUCCCAUUGACGGCAGACUGGUCAACGGGUUACAUGCGGUAGUAUUGCAGCACGCUAAGAACAUGAGCAAGGGAUGGUCGAAGCUGUGCAGUGCAUGAGGAGCUGUAUCUGUAUAUUCUGCAAAUGCCGGUGAUACAAAGUUCCGUCAACGGGUUAAGUGACCACACAGCGGUAACGCGAGACCAGUUGUUAAAGACCUGUCAACAGUGAAGAUCUACCUUGUGGGUACAGUAAUACGGGCAGCUUCAGAUUUGUGGGUGGCGCAUGAGUUCGUGAUGAUCGCUUUACUCUCUUCCGAAUUGGUUUGCUGCACUCUGGACGACCUGAGGACUCAUCUUGGGCUGUGCAGCGAGGAUUCUUGCGCUGCCAACGCUUUGGCCAACGCUUUGAGAUGGAACUUCAUGGAAGAAAGGCCUGUGGUCAUUGGGUCGUCGUUCCAGUUGAUCCAACAAACCCUAAACUGAAAGGGGGCAGACGGCAUGGUAGCCAUGGCAGUUGUGACAGGCAGUGGUAGUUCAAGCUAUUCAGUGAUGUGGAGGGCAUUAUUUUUCAUAUUAGAACUGUUUCUGGCUGCAUCUAUCAGAGAUUUGGUUCAGGUGCAGUCCGGAAAGUCCUAGAGCAAAUGUCACCUAAUGCGAUGUUAGAUUAACGCCAUGUUGCAGAUGUCGGCUAGGCAGUGAUGAUAAUAAGUCGAGUGCAUCGUAGGGUUAGUAGCUGCAUGGUAAGGGUAGGACUUUUUUUUUCUUUUCAAGUUUGUGGGAACAAAGGCACAGAUCCAUUGUCUGUGUUGUCAAGAACGCCAGCUGAAAAAAGAGAGUCUGGAAAAAGUUCGAAAACGGGGUUGCACCCUUAGAGAACUGUAAAUCUGUUUUGUUUUGGUUUUUAAUUCCAUUAUGGUCUUGUUGGGGAUAAAUAUUAAAUAUUGUUUUUUUCACUUUUCUCCAAUUAGGUCCCCUCUUUUUCGAAUGUUUUUCAGAAACAUUUUAAUUUUCCCAUGGCAAGUAUGUGUCGAUAAAAUUGGCAAACCAUG
Chara braunii is the source of this 4748-nucleotide messenger RNA. NCBI's taxonomy places the organism in Eukaryota, Viridiplantae, Streptophyta, Charophyceae, Charales, Characeae. The record is from the annotation of a GenBank genome assembly.